Molecule: messenger RNA, 438 nt
Organism: Equus quagga
Lineage: Eukaryota; Metazoa; Chordata; Mammalia; Perissodactyla; Equidae
Gene: RBP2
Product: retinol binding protein 2
Exons: 4
Coding region: 1-405 (134 amino acids)
Biological process (GO): fatty acid transport
Cellular component (GO): cytosol; nucleus
Molecular function (GO): fatty acid binding
Source: RefSeq, a predicted model, not a curated record
AUGACGAGGGACCAGAAUGGAACCUGGGAGAUGGAAAGUAACGACAACUUUGAAGGCUACAUGAAAGCCCUGGAUAUUGAUUUCGCCACCCGCAAGAUCGCAGUACAUCUGAUUCAGACGAAGAUCAUUGAUCAAGACGGCGAUAACUUCAAGACGAAAACCAACAGCACGUUCCGCAACUACAAUUUGGAUUUCACUGUUGGGGUGGAGUUUGAUGAGUACACAAAAGGCCUGGACAACCGGACAGUUAAGGCGCUGGUCACCUGGGAAGGUGAUGUCCUUGUGUGUGUGCAGAAGGGGGAGAAGGAGAACCGUGGCUGGAGGCAGUGGGUUGAAGGGGACAAGCUGUACCUGGAGAUGACCUGCGGUGACCAGGUGUGCCAUCAAGUGUUCAAAAAGAAGUGAUGGCUGAGAGGGGGCCCGCCGAGCAUGUGCUCC